AUGCUCCGCGGGACCGUGAACAUUAAACUCGGCAUCUGCAGCCAGCGCCGUGUGUGUCGUGCUGGGGCCGGGAACGGGCUCCGUGAGCAGCGCGGCCGGGCCGGGGGGCGGCGCCGGCACAGGCGGGGCGGCCCCGCUUUCGCUUUCGCUUCCCGGAGGCGGUUGCAGGGCCGGAGCGGGACGCAGGCAAUGUCGGGCCACACAGUGCGGGUGCGGGGCUUCCCCGCCGAGCUGCCUCCUGACAGGGUGGCCGACAAGCUGACCAUCCACUUCCUGCGCUCCCGCAACGGCGGCGGGGAGAUCGCCGAUGUCCAGGUGCUGCCCGGUGCCCAGGCCUGUGCCCUCAUCACCUUCGAGGCGUUGGAAGUGGCCCAGAGGAUCCUGAAGGCAAAGAAUCACGUGUUGUCAAUUGGAGGGAAGAAAUACCCACUGGAAGUGACGGAGCACGUCGCAGAGCUGAGCCCUAACGAGAUCUUUAUACAUGCUUACGUGAUAGUUGACUAUAGCAAGCUUCCUACUGGCAAAACCUUCCUGAGGGACUUGCACAAAGGCUACAGCAACGUGCAGUUCAAUUUCGACUCCAGGAGCACACACUGCAUGGUCAAGGGACCAUUUACUGAGCUGCAGGCCUUCAGCAGGGACCUGCUGGGAAGCCUGAACCUCAAGAGCCAAGCUGCUGGAGAGAUCCCCCCGCCAGCCUCCAGCCAUGUGGCCAAAGAGAUGGAUGAUCACCGGCAAGUGCUUGACUCUGCUGGGUCAGAGGGAGAGAGGGCAAAGCUGCCCAGUUGGGACCAGGUGUGUGAGAAGGCAGAUAAAGUCCCAUCACCUCGAGGCCCAGUGGAUGGCGAAGCUGUGGAACACCUGGAGGACUUUUCCCUCGUGAUGGACUCGGACAUUUACUUGUACAUGCAGAGGUUCUGUGCUGCCGAGUACCAAAGUGUCCUGCGCCAGCACCACGUGGACGUGGUGGAUGUCAGCAGUGAUGGCAUCGCCACUCUGUACCUCCAGCCAUCUGCAGAUGUGUCUGGGGACGUGAGUGCCAUGCAACAGGCCUACCUGGCCCUGCAGCAGCUUUACCAGCACCUGGAGGUGAGCUUACGCAAGGAGAAGAUCGCCAAGAGAGAACUACAGAUGGACAGCCAAGCCCUCAGGGCUCUGAUACGUGAGCUGCAUGAUCUGUGUCCCCAGGUGCUCUGCCACGAGGAUGAGAAGCAGCUUUAUCUUAUUGGGAACCUCAUUGAUGUGUCCCAGGCCAAGCAGUACCUUCAAGGUUUCAAUGCCAAGAGAGGUGCUGACCGUGCAGCUGGUGCACUCAGCAGCACCCUGCCCCCACAUCCAGCAUCCACAGAGGCUGCUCUGCACAAGCCCAAAGCAUCUGCGGACACCUCAGCCUCAAGGCUCAGCCCAGGCAGGUCAGAGCUGAAAGGUGAGCUCAAGCUAGCUGCCAACUUCAGUACUCUGAAAGCUGACAGGUCUCAGGCCAGCCAGGGCCCCCGGCUGAAGCGGGACUCUCAACCAGCGGGGCAAGCUCAGACUUGUGGGAAACCCUUCUCAGACACAGAUGCUUUAGGUCCAAGUGACCCAACGGCACUGACCCCGCAGUACCAGCCUCGUGUCCCUACAACAGAUGUGGGUUUGGGGUCAGCAAAUGAGUCUCAGCAGAAGGACCCCAAGGAAUGGGACCACGUGAAAGGUGGUGCCAAGCUUGCAAAGCACAAGGCCCUGUCUGCCUUGGGGGGCAAAGAGAGCAGCACUUGGCAGCAUCCUGAGGACUCGAAAGGCUCAGGUCCCACCAGGCACCACACAUUUAGUCCCUCUGACAUGACAAGGACCUCUUCUGCUUUAGACUCCCAGCCCUCUGAAUCCAGGCCUCUGCUGAGGCGUUCCAACAGCUUCUCCCUGCCGAGACCAAAGGAAAGCCCCAAGCCCCGAGGAGGAAGCAGGGUGAGUGAAGAAAUGAGCCUGGACUCUCUGCAGUGGUCUUACCUGAAGGAUGUUUGCCACACCGCUCUGGAUGAGCUGUGCAGGGACAGAGGGGUGCAGAUCUCAGAGCGUCGCUCCGGGGACUGCACGGUGCUGACGCUGCAGGCAGCAGACAGGAACAAGCUUUUCCAGGCUAAAUGGAAAGUGGAAGCUCUGGUGCAGAAAUGCCCUGACCUUGUGUAUCAGAGUCUGAGCUAUUCAGAGCUGGCUGUAGAUGGGCCGGAUGACAGUGCCGUGAGUGAACUGUGCAGCCUCUUGAAAGGAUACACCCCCCAGGCUGGACUCAGCAAAGACAAGUACAAGCUCUGUAUUGCCUGCCCCAAGGAGAUGCUGCCAGGGGUGACUGAGGCCUUCCAUGUGUUUUCUUCCAGGAGGCUUCGUGCCUUGAAGUCUUCAUCCUUGUCUCCAGGAGCAGAGAGUACAAAGCACUCGAAUGUCAUCCAUCCGAGCAGGAGCCAGGACACGGUGCUGGGUGCAGGCUUUCCCAGCAGCCUGGAGUCCCUGCAGAUGGGCUUGCAGCACCUGAACAUUGAUGAUAAGGAAGACCAGGCAGAUAUACCUAAGGCUGAGGAAAAGAGUCCUGCCAGCCCUUGGAGCUUCCAGCAGGCACUGAGGCAGGAGGAGGCUGAUGGCCAUGUGGAUUCUAGGGCUGUGCAAGGAGGAAGCAGCCUCCUGAGCCCUAGUGUGAUGGAGAAGCCAAGUCCUGCUGGUCUGAGGGAGCCCCAGGAACAACCAAAGACAAAACUGUCUGUGGGGGAGCCAGACAUUGCUCGGCUAAAGCAGGUUUUGCCAGACAGAUUCCAGUUUGCAAGAGACAAGAGCAGAGGAGGCCACACCGAAGCGAUGGGGCAGCCACGCUCACCAGGCCCUGCUGCAGAUGAUGCCCCUCACUCCCUGUCCACUUGGCUCUACAAGGCUGGGGCUACUGAGCCACCUGAGCCUGCAGCCAAGCAGUCACCUGCAGCUGAGCUCAGGCCCCUGCUCCCAACGGGCAGGAGCAAUGUGCAGGAGGAACCUGACCUGUCCCCACGGCAGCUGAGGGGCCCUGGCCUUGGAGAAGGAAGAAGCAAGACCCCUCUGGGCCAGUGUGAUGCUUGCCAGGGCUCCGGUGUGACUUGCCAGGCACCCUGUGGUCACUCCUUGUGCAGAACAUGCUUUGCAGGGGACAGUACACAGCCAGCCUGCUGCAGCUCCUCCUCAGUUGCCCGGAGCCGUAAGAUCCUGGGGAAAUUCAAGCUCUCCUCCCUGUCUCAGCCUCUGCCUGGCUACUAUCGAGACCCAACGCUCCAGGUUGCCUACUACAUCCCUGAUGGUGUGCAAGGGGUCGGUGACCCCCACCCAGGACAGCCUUACAAAGGGGGGAAAUUCUGUGCCUUCCUGCCUGACAACAGAGAUGGGCAGAAGACAGCAAUGCUGCUGAAGAAAGCCUUUGAGCGUGGGCUGACAUUCCAGAUCAAGUCCUACAAUGGAGAGGAAAGAGUGACAUGGGGCCUUAUCCCACACAAAACCUCCUGGAAUGGAGGCAAAGCCAGGAAUGGAUAUCCAGAUGCCAGCUAUCUCCGGGAGGUUUGCACAGUGCUGAAGAACCUGGACAUUGAGUGAGGCUCCGUGCCUGAAUGGCCACAGCCCAGCCUUUUGCUUCACCUUCCUUUCCAGCUGACAAAACUGCAGCUUAUCCCAGACAGCUCAGGAAAAAAAGCAGCCCGACAAGCUGCUGUGUCCCCAGAGGUAGGCAGAAAUCUCCGUGUUAGUGGCAGCAGCACCUCCAUCCCCUCUGUCCCACAAGCCUCAGCAUGGACUAGAGCUUCCCAGCCCCUCCAACACCUCCUGGCCCUGUGUCAUGUGUCAGCAGCCAGUGCCACAGCUUGUUGCACCCUCAGCUCCAGGCUGAGCCUCGCCGUGCCUUUCAGCAGCAUAACCCAAAGCUGUGCAGGAACCUGCACGUAGUCCAGCCCCAGCUUCUGGGAGUCUCUUUUCUCUCUGGCCGCUACAGGCAGGUGUCAGCUCAGGCCAGAGCCUGUGCCAGAGCUGAGCUGUCAUUAAUUUCAGUGGUUCACUCAGCCGUGUCAGGCCUUGGGCAGACAGCCCCGAGCUCCAGCCACUCCCCAGCACCUGCUCUGGAGCCCACAGGCAGCCCAGGGGAGAGCAUUAACAGCUUUUGGGGCCCAGAGCAGCUGCCUCCUAUGAGAAUAUAGAGGCAUGGGCAAGCUUAUGGUGCAGAAACACAAAUAAAUAAGACUUAGUUGCACGUUUUUCA
Messenger RNA from Colius striatus (speckled mousebird), 4240 nucleotides. RefSeq lists its product as uncharacterized. Lineage: Eukaryota; Metazoa; Chordata; Aves; Coliiformes; Coliidae. The coding region runs from base 1 to 3585 and encodes 1194 amino acids. The transcript is spliced from 6 exons. Gene Ontology annotation, biological process: protein ubiquitination; Notch signaling pathway. The record is from RefSeq and is a predicted model, not a curated record.